Molecule: messenger RNA, 1735 nt
Organism: Pongo pygmaeus (Bornean orangutan)
Lineage: Eukaryota; Metazoa; Chordata; Mammalia; Primates; Hominidae
Gene: PRIMA1
Product: proline rich membrane anchor 1
Exons: 5
Coding region: 389-850 (153 amino acids)
Source: RefSeq, a predicted model, not a curated record
UCGGGCACCCCACUGCCCCGGGCAGCCGCGCGGCGCCACCAGGAAAGGCGGGGAGCCAACGCGGUCCCGGGGAGGGCUCGCGCGGCCGGCUCCAGGAGGCUUGGAGGAGACUUUCCCCUCCCUCUGCCUCCGCCUCGGCGGCCAGCCCGGGCCCUGGGAGCGGGGUGCCGCCCCUCCCGCCCCGCGCGCGGCUAGGCGCAGUCCGGAGCCACCGCGCCCUGCGCCCCGUGCGAGGACGCCGCUCCUGGUCCUCUGCUCAGCGGCCCGGGAGGCCCAACCGGCGCGCAAACUUUUGCUCCAGCGCCGGGCGCUCCUCCCCGGCAUGUGAAGCCCCCGGGCGCCCGCGCAGCCGCCAAGUUCGCCCCAGGAGCGGGCGCCGCUGGCCGAGAUGCUCCUCCGGGACUUGGUGCUGCGCCGUGGCUGCUGCUGGUCCUCGCUGCUGCUGCACUGCGCGCUCCACCCGCUCUGGGGCUUCGUGCAGGUGACGCACGGUGAGCCCCAGAAGUCCUGCUCCAAAGUGACUGACAGCUGCCGACACGUCUGCCAGUGCCGGCCCCCUCCCCCGCUGCCCCCGCCGCCCCCACCCCCGCCGCCUCCCAGACUCCUCUCUGCCCCAGCUCCCAACUCUACCUCUUGCCCCACUGAGGAAAGCUGGUGGUCGGGGCUGGUGAUCAUCAUUGCCGUAUGCUGUGCCUCCCUGGUGUUUCUGACUGUACUUGUCAUCAUUUGUUACAAAGCCAUAAAAAGGAAACCACUGAGAAAAGACGAAAAUGGCACCAGCGUUGCUGAGUAUCCCAUGAGUGCUUCGCAGAGCAACAAAGGAGUAGACGUGAACAAUGCAGUGGUGUGAGUCUGCAGACCCUGGACCCGCUGGCCAGAGGGACACCUUGGUGGCACUGGUGGACGUGGGAAAGCAGGUGGACAUGAGCUAACCCUGAGCUUGUCCAGGACUUCAUUGCCUCACAGGCCCUGAGCCUCCCGAAGGAGAAACCAUUGUCUUCCCAGGCUUGCCCCUGGUCAGCCUGUGGGCCCAGGCAGCUCGGACACCAGGCUGAGCCCAGCUCACGCUGCGUGCAGCACCUGGGCAGUGUCCCCACCCCAGGCCCUCCACAUCCUCCUCCCUGUCUGGUGUCUGGUCUGUCGACUGCCCCCAGCUGCUGUCUAAAGCAUGCGCACUGGCGAAGCCAGAGGGAUCUGUCUUUUUGCUGUGGCAGGGAGGCUUCCCCCUUUAGCCAAAAGAAAGAUGGUCCGGAGCCCACUCCCUGCCGGAAAACCUCUUCUCCUCCCAGGAAGCCUGCCUGCUCCUCUGUUCACAUUCUCAACAGAAGCCAUCGGCACAGCCAGCAGACAGACAUCCCCUUUCAAAGGUGCUUCCCACACAUCUGUUCAUCGCCCCAUCUGCAGUUGUUGUCAAUCUUCAGGGCCUACCUUCUCCUUCCUAUCCCCACUGACACCCCACACCCUAGGCUCCUGACUGCCUGCCAUGGAGGGCUGUGAGUCCAGCCUGCAAAAUCCCCUCCUGAGCAGACACAGGAGUGCGUUUACACUCGGGGGGCAGUGUCUGGCUUUCCGGGGGCAAAACGACUCACUGAACCCGCGGCCCAGGGCCACUGGGCAAGGGCAGAGGCCACUGCACCUGUCCUCAGACUCAUCCCCACACUUGACCCCAUAGGAACUGAUGCAUCUAUGUGAGCCAGGCCCUGCCUUAGUCAGCAGAGGCCACUACUUGUGCCAA